AGGGAGAGUUGUCGGUUGUGGGCUGUUCCAAAGUGGCAGAGAAAUUGUGGUCUGUAGGAAUUAAUAUCCUCAUGUCCCAACGAUUGGCACAGUGCACAAGAAGGAGGACACAGCUUAACACGCGAAAAACAAUCGCUCUAUAGCGACUCACAUAAACGACUUUGUACAGCAUGAGGAUACUGUGGCUAUUCAUCAUAAUCGUGGCGACAAGCAGUGCUCAUUUCCUAAACAUUGUUAAGAAUUAUAUCGAUUCAGCCGGAAAGGAGGAAAAAUUUCCAAGCAACAGCAGAUAUGACUUUAUCAUUGUAGGAGCCGGAUCAUCAGGUUCUGUGUUAGCCAAUCGUCUAUCAGAGAAUAAGAAAUGGAGAAUUCUGUUACUGGAAGCGGGCUAUAUGCCAAACUUCUUGAAUCGGAUUCCAAUAUUUGUCGGCUAUUUUCAAUUAACUGGUUACAAUUGGGGUUACAACGUAGAACCACAAGAGAAUGCCUGUCUAGGGAUGGUGAAUCGUCAGUGCGCUUGGCCGCGAGGUAAAGGAUUGGGCGGCACGAGUAUCUUGAACUAUAUGAUCCAUACACGUGGGCACAAAUUUGACUACGACAAAUGGGCUAGUUUGGGUAACGUGGGCUGGUCUUACGCGGACGUUCUGCCGUAUUUUAAAAAAAGUGAAAGAUUUAAUGUACCAGAUACCAAGAACUCCUCGUAUCACAAUGCAAACGGUUAUUUGUGCGUGGAACAUGUUCCAUAUCAUACAAAGCUGGCGACUACGUUUCUAAAUGCUGGACAAGAGUUGGGAUAUAAAAUCGUGGAUUACAAUGGCCAAGAUCAGAAAGGUUUCUCGUACAUCCAGGUGAAUAUGGGUCAUGGAAAGCGUUGCACUGGCGCCACGGCCUAUCUCGAGCAGAUCAAUCGACCGAACUUGGAGAUUAUCACCGGUGCUAGAGUGACCAAAAUACUAAUCGAUGCGGAUAAGCGAGCUUACGGCGUUGAAUACAUCAAGAACACCGAAUGGAAGAAAGUGACCUGCUCAAAGGAAGUUUUAUUAUCAGCCGGUACAAUUGACUCGGCGAAAUUGUUAAUGCUGUCGGGAAUUGGACCAAAAGAGCAUCUUGAAGAACUGAAUAUCCCAGUGAUUCAAGAUUCCAAGGUCGGUUACAGUAUGUACGAACACGUCGGAUUCCUAGGAUUGACUUUCAUGAUAAAUCAGAGCGAGUCGCUGCUACAAAGCAGGCUACUUAAUCCAAAUGUGUUCCUGGAAUACCUUCUAUACAAACGUGGCCCGGUAACGAUUCCAGGAGGUGCAGAGGCACUAGCAUUCCUCAGUACUAAAUACGCUCCUGACGAGAGACCGGAUAUUGAACUUCUCUUUGUGUCUGGUUCUUUACAUUCGGACAACGGUCUGGUUUUGAAAAAAGUUCUAAGACUUUCAGAGGAUCUAUAUAACACUGUCUAUAAACCGAUCGAAGAGCAGGACGCCUGGUCCAUCUGGCCAAUCGUUCAAUAUCCUAGAAGCGUCGGCCGUCUCACGUUGCAAUCGAAGGACCCAUUCGAACUACCCAAACUGAAUCCAAACUUUUUCAGCCAUCCGGCCGAUAUAGAGAUUAUUCUGGAAGGAAUAAAGCACGCCAUCAACAUAUCCAAAACCAAAGCCUUUCAGGCUUACGGCAGUCGGUUGCAUAAUUUAAAAAUACCAGGCUGUAAACAGUUUGAAUUUGCUUCCGAUGAUUAUUGGCGUUGUGCCAUCAAGCAUCUGCCGUCCAUGAUGAAUCAUGAAAUAGGGACCGCCAAAAUGGGACCUCAAACGGACACUUACGCUGUCGUUGAUCCGCAGCUAAGAGUGUAUGGAGUCAAGGCACUCAGAGUAGUGGACGCUUCAAUCAUGCCUACGAUGCCCAGGGGCCACGUGAACGCGGGAAUAUAUAUGAUCGGCGAAAAAGCCGCGGAUAUGAUAAAGGAAUCUUGGAAGAGUGAGUUGUAAAAUUCGCUUUUUUACGAAAGACUCAGGGAAUUAUACAGAUGUCAACAUUAAAUAUUACACCGUCAUAAGAUAAGGAAUGCGCAUAUAUUUAAAUCUUCUAUCUUUUUCUUCAAUCUAUCUUUCUCUCUAAAUCUGAGUAAGUGGAUAGGUAUGCCACUGGUAAUCAGUGAAUAAAAUGUGAAACCUCUAACUUACCUAAUCUUUAUUAUGUAAUCUAACUAACCUUGUUUCAGCAUAAAUUCAAUAA
Trachymyrmex septentrionalis is the source of this 2223-nucleotide messenger RNA. Its product is annotated as glucose dehydrogenase [FAD, quinone]-like. Lineage: Eukaryota; Metazoa; Arthropoda; Insecta; Hymenoptera; Formicidae. Gene Ontology annotation, molecular function: flavin adenine dinucleotide binding; oxidoreductase activity, acting on CH-OH group of donors. The transcript has 3 exons. The record is from RefSeq and is a predicted model, not a curated record. Bases 171 to 1976 code for a protein of 601 amino acids.